Messenger RNA from Motacilla alba alba, 5084 nucleotides. It is a transcript of the gene PP2D1, whose product is annotated as protein phosphatase 2C like domain containing 1. The record is from RefSeq and is a predicted model, not a curated record. Lineage: Eukaryota; Metazoa; Chordata; Aves; Passeriformes; Motacillidae.
AUGUGCAUCGAGGCCACUCGGUGGGCAUUUAUGUCUGAAGAAGCUGCACAGAGCCAGGUCCUUGCAGUACCUAAAUUCUACACUGCUAAAUUCUCUGAGACGCAUAGGUAGAAGAUUCAUUACUCACUUGAAUUCCUUGUGGAUACCACUCCCACACCAUUUUGUGAUCUUGCCAAUAUCAACAAUCCUGGUACUUCUAAGAAAGUAAAUAAUUCUUUAAUAAAAGCAUUACUGAUUUGCUAAGAUAAAAAUUCCACAUGGCAGAGAGACACGGAAGACAGGUUUAUUGCACUGGACAACCAUGAAAGUAGGUCAGAUACAUGCUUUCUGGAGAUUCUUGAUGGCUGUCACAGUGUGACAGCUACAGAAACAAUUGUAGCAAAGCUUCCACUUCCAUUUCUUGAACAGCUUUCUCACACAAACUCCUCCCACAAAAAUAAAAAUGACAAAAAGAAAUUCUAGAUUUUUUUUGCCAGACUAAUAAAGGCAGAUUACAGGGAAAAAGAGAAACCAGGAAAUGAGGAGACCAACAAGACCACUAUUAUGAAAGUGUAUGCUAAGUCCUUUUGGAGAAUCAGAUUUUUACACCUGGGAAGGAAUGAGGUUUCCAAAGUUCACUGGAGUGGCUGUUCAGUGGGAAAAAGAAUUCCUAGUGAAGAGGUGGAUGGCACUGGGGAAGAAGAAAGAAAACAUCCUGGAAACAACACACACAGCCCAUUAGCCAGGACAGCCAUAGGUGUUGCUGGGCUACUGCACGUUGCUAUUAUAGGUAAGUAUAUUCCACACCAGGAUUUUUUUCCCUUCAUCCAAUUAAACAAAGAAAAAAAAAAAAAAAAAAAAAAAGAAAAAGGAGGCAAGCCUAAAUUAAUCUAGAGAUUUGUUGGCAGUUGGUAUCUGGAGAUAAAAAGCAGCAACUCCUUUAACUUGACAAUGUGAAGGAGACAUGAUAAAUUCCCUCACAACUGAUACUGCUCUCAGACAACAGUAUUCAGCUUAUUAGAUAAAUAGCCUGAGCACAAUAUUUGAAUUAAAGCAUACAAUUCAAUUUACUGAUGUAAAAGACAGAGUUAGGAAGCAUUCCAUAAUACACAAGUGACCUCUGUAAGAACAGUAUGUUUUUUGGUUUUUUUUAAAAUCAAGAUGUUUAAAGUGUCACCACUUUAGAACAGGCUUCUGUUUUUUGAUGUGUCAAUGUCCUUGCAUCAAUAAAACAAGCUUAAGAUAUUCUUUUAAUUCAUCUGUUUCAUUGGACUAAGUGUCACCACAUUUUGCUACCAGCAAACUGAAAACAUGAUUUGAGGGAAUUAUCUGAAUUAUUACUUUCUGAAAUAGGAAUCUGUUGUAUUUUACUCUUAUGAAAGAACUAUUCAGACCUGUUUCCUUAUGAAGUAGAACCUUGCUUUCCUUUAGUACAGAAUCAGUUAUUUAUUACAAUCAGAAACAAUGACACAUUCCUAACUCUUCUUCACAAACCCCUGCUACAAGGGACACUAGAAGAUCUUGCAGACUAGCAACUCCAGUCAUUUUAUUUUCCCACCUGGUGUCUUUUGUUACCAGUUAAGCCCUCUCCUGUACUUAAAACAGCUGUGAGAUUACAAGUAAGAUACUUCCUUUCCCACAAAGGAGUGCACAAGCAGAGUUACAUAAAAAAAGCUUGUGGGUGAAGAGUUCUAAAUGGAUUUGUGUCUGCAGCUCCAUUCUAUUCUCUUCCAGCCUCUGCCUGAAGCACAUGCCCAGCACUACACCACUUCUCUAUCACUCUCCCUGGCAUUAGUAAGGAGUGGGCUGACAUUGCAGCUGACAUCAGAGGCACUCUCUUCUGUGAUGUGUGCAUUCACACAACUUGUAAGACUUCUUCCUAUUUCUCCAUAUGAAACUUGGCUAAAAUUAAUGAAGAGGGUCAAAGAUCAGUAGAAAAAGAGACAACCAUUUGAGAGACUUCAUUGUGGCCAAGACAAAAAAAAAUCAUGUUCUACAUUUGAAAAACACAAUUCCAGAUAUAAAAAAAAUGCUUUUCCUCAACAACAACUUGCACUCAUCUGCCAGCCUGUGAAACACUGUAAACCAACUUUAUCAUGCAGUGACACUGAUCUAGGUAACUGUGGUGUAUCCCACCUCCUCCAUUCUUCAAUGCUUGCUGCUACAGCUGUACUUUACCUCAAAUAAGCUUUCUGCAGCUAAGUGACCUUGACUGGUACAGGUAUCAAAACAGGUAGUUUAGCACUAGCCCAGCCAUUCUUUCAGGAAAUGCAGUCACACCUUUACUGGAAUACACAGCAUUAACUCAUAAAAAGGCUGCAAUGUUUUCAGAGGCAUUUGUUUCCACCUUAUUGGAAACACAUUUUAUUUCAAAGAAAUUGAUGAAGGCAGGAACUGAGGCCGGGUGAAUUCUUUACCAAAUUGCUUCUGGGUCUUGUUACCUGCCUCAUCCAUUCCUUACAGAGAGGGCUUCAUGCUGGCUGCAAUUAAGGAUACCAUAAAUUCAAGCUCUGCUAACAAGGUUUGAAGUUCAUCAGAGGUACUUUCAAAUCUUUUAUGAUUAAAGUCCACAUUUCUGAACCACUGCUAAAUACACAUUUAUUUAAUCUAAUACAAUUAAUUUUCCACCAAAUGUACCACAUCAAAGGAAAAAAAUUCACGCAACAUGAUUUUUCCCCAAGGAGUGUAUUCUUACAGAAGUACAGACAUGUUUCUUCAGCUCCAGGUAAGCAACUAAAUAAGAUGGUCAGAUACAAGGAGCAGGAGGUGGUAACAUGGGCCAUCUUCUUCAUUUAGUCCCAUAUUGAUACAUCAGCUAAGCUUUGUUGAUUCUUUUGCCCUGUCUCUGGUUGGCAGACAAGAAAGACUUGCAUCCAAAAGGGAUUAGAUUUUACUCUUUCUUGCAGUCAGAUCGUUCCACAUGGGUUAUAUUAUGGCCUUGGAUAGGCUUACAGUUGGUGGUCUUGCUCCAAGGGUUUAAAGGAUAUUUUAAACAUUCUUCUAGCUCUCCAUGGAAAUCAGAGGAAGGAGGGGGAAGCAAGCACAAGGAAACAUACAGAGCACAACUUAAGGCAUCUAAAGUUUAUAAUUAAUUAAAAAGGUGCGUCCUUCAGUUUGGUAUUUUGAAUCACUUUCUGAUUUAAGGCAGAAGAAAUCUGCUUUCACAGACUACACUCAGCUGUCUCCUACACUCGAUGAUGCCAAUAUUGCCCAAGAAACACAACUACUGUGUAAGCAAUGCCUACUCAUACACCCCUUUUCAGAGGUCUGUGCCCCAGUCUAGCCAGAUGAUAUUAAAAAUACAAUGUAAAUGAACACACUGCAGCCAGCUUCAUGUCUAGAAAGCCACCACAUCCCAAGCAAGUUCCUUCUGCCUGCAUUGCUUUUGCCCUCAUGCCAACACAUUGGAGGGGACUGAACAUAACUCAGGAAAUGGUCUCCCAGGGCAGGCACAGAGGAUCUCAAACAACAUACUACUUUGGUUCACAGCUCUUUCCAUUAUGCUCUGCAUUCAAAUCUGACAUUACCAGCUCCCUGCAAUGCUGCAAUUUCUAACACUUUUAAUUCUCAGAUUUCAGAAAUGUUGGGGGACAGGGAAAAUACCUCUUCCUACUAAAGCCAAGAAAUUAGUCCUCAACUUCCCACAAUGACCAAGAAUUCUUGCUCCCUUGGGCGCCUUAACCAAGUAAGAGAUUUAAGGCAUCCUGUAAGUAAACAGUAUAUCUUACAUCAUGUCCAAAUUAUUUUCAAGUACUAGAAUUUGUAGGCUGCCAGAAACAGUCUGAGCUGAAACUUCUUGGUGAAUUCAUUCAGACACUUGAAAGCACAUGUUCUCAUAGGAGAAAAAGUAUUUGAGAAAAACAGAGAAGUCGCACCUUGACGGGCUUUUAAACAAGAGUGCAUAUUUUUCAUAUUAGACUGCACUUUAAGCUGAAUGAAAUGUCACCUAAGACUCCUCAUAAGAGUUUAUCUGCAGUCAAGAGAUUAUGAGUCCAGAACAGUCUUCUAAGAAUGGAAGGGGAAAAAACACAGAAAACUUUGCUGUAAAACCAGAAACAAAUUCAAUGACGGACAUAUUGUUGCCUGUGAAGUAGACUAUUAACUAUGAUCUCAGGUUUCUUCCCAGUUCUUAACAAAAGGCUGAUACUGUCACAGCAGUAUCUUUAAAAAACCCAGUAUGCUAUAAAUGUUAUUUGAACUUUAGCUGAUGUAUGUGCAGUCUUACAUAAAAAUGGAGUCAUGUCUCUCAAGACUACAGCACUUCUAAUGUGACAGAAAACACUUCAGAAUGGUGGAAACAUUGGCACUAAUAAACCAGAUUUGUAGAGGGAUACCUGAGAACUACAAGGGCUCUUGGACAUCACAGAGCUCCAGUAAAAAGAACAUCUGUUAUACCUGUACCUCAUACUGUAUCUGUCCCUAUCAAUGUUCCUUGCUAGGUUCUUAUUUUGGCUUCUAUUGGGCUUUGAGGGGCUUUGGAUUACCUGAAGUGCUUGUACCAACUCUUAACAUUCACUCGUUAUUUGAGAAUGCAUGAACACUGUUCAAAAAACAGGACAUCGUGUGUCAGUAUCUAGUAGCCCUCACUGGAGACAACUUAACUGACUCAAACACUCUUAAUCAUCUGCAAGAUCAAAUACAGCUAUUUUAUUUCAAUCAAAGUAUUUUUCAGAGUGACUCAAAAGGCAACCUGAAACAAAAUCAGUGAAAAUGUUCUAGGAAGAACUAUAGGCAUAGUAAAAAUGGAAUUCCUAAUAAGGAAACCAAUGACCACAAAAAUCAACCUAAUCCAGAACUGCCUCUUUUCAGUAACAACGAAGUAAAUUCAAAGAAUAGAGAUACACUACUCCAAUUCUAGCAUACAAGGUGACUCUGAAGAACUCAGUUUGAAGAAAGAAAAUUUUAAUCUAAGUUUUCAUCCACAGUGAGACUUCAGAGCAAGAAAAAACCAACAUUUUCUGUGCAACAGGUCCAAGUCACAGCUAUAAACAGAUGCAAGAGAAUGUGCUGGCAUCAAGGUCUAAAGCAAUGAAAAUCACCCCAAAAUAGAGGAAACCAUGCCAUCUUAUUCUGACUCAAAUACAUAGCUGGCAGAAAAAAAUGGA